AUGACGACCGCGCUGCCUUCGACCACGACACCGUCGCUCACAAACCGUAACAAGGAUGUCAAUUCACCUUCAAAAGAUGGCUUGCAUGUUGACGGAAACCACAACGCUGAUGAUCUGCUCCAAGAUCUAGGAUACACAGCCCAGUUCACUCGCAACAGAUCAACCCUUCAGGUCGCGUUUAUGGCCUUCGUGCUUGCGUCUAUCCCUUAUGGCAUGGCGACAACUAUCUACUAUCCUUUGAUCGGUGGUGGGCCUGUCAAUAUCAUUUGGGGAUGGGUUGGUGUCUCGCUUAUUGUCUCCUGUGUUGCCCUCUCGUUAGGCGAAAUUACCAGUGUCUUCCCGACAGCUGGAGGGUAUCUAAAUGCAGGUGUCUAUUACCAGUCUUUUAUGCUAUCACCUCCGCAAUGGCGACGGAUCGCCAGUUGGAUCUGCGGCUGGUUCUAUCUCGUUGGAAAUAUCACCAUCAUUGUCGCUGUUAACUUCGCGACGAGCACGUUCAUUAUCUCGUGCAUCAACAUGUUUUCUACUGACGAGGACACUACCCUGAUUUCGGGCGAUGCUUAUCAGGUCUUUUUAAUCUAUCUAGCCGUCACGUUGAUCUGCACCUCCAUCUCGACUUUCGGAAACCGCUGGCUGCCCAUUCUAGAUACUGUAGCUAUUUUUGGCACAUUCAUCAGCCUCUUUGCUAUUGUGAUUACAAUUUUGGUCCUGGCAAAGAACGGCAGAAGAGACGCUAAAUGGGUGUUUACGCAUUUUGAGGCCUCAUCUGGCUGGCCAGAUGGCUGGUCCUUUUGCAUUGGCUUACUUCACGCGGCCUAUGCCACCAGUGCGACUGGAAUGAUCACCAGCAUGUGCGAAGAAGUUAGGAGACCAGAGAUCCAGGUUCCACGAGCCAUGGUAGCUACGGUAUUCAUCAACCUUCUAGCCGGCGUUAUGAUCUUGGUGCCGGUCUGCUUCAUUCUCCCCGAUAUCCAGGCGCUGAUCGCUCUGCCUUGGGCACAGCCGAUACCAUAUAUCUUCAAGAGUGCUACUGGGUCAGCUGGAGUGUCUAUGGCUUUGCUCGCCCCUGUCUUGCUGUUGGGCGUUCUUUGUGGCACUGGAUGUUGCACCGUCGCAUCACGGGUUAUAUGGGCAUUUGCGCGAGAUGGUGCUGUUCCAGGUGCAAAACACUGGACAAAGAUCAGCCCGGCUUUGCAUAUUCCGCUCAACGCCAUGAUUCUUAGCACGACUAUCCAAGUUCUGCUUGGCCUGAUAUAUUUCGGCUCCACAGCUGCCUUCAGCGCAUUUUCUGGAGUCGGCGUCAUCUGUCUCACGGCCUCAUAUGCGACCCCUAUCACCAUCAGUUUACUUAGGGGGCGUGAAGAAGUGAGCAGGGGCUGCUUCUAUUUUGGCUUCUUUGGCGCUGUGUGCAAUGUUGUUGCUAUUGGUGAGCAUCUCUUCCUCAGCUGUGAUUUUGCUUCCAAUUUCGCUUACCUACCUUUUCCAAAUUCUAGCUUGGUCACUUUUGGCUAUUCCCCUUUUCUGUAUGCCAACGUCAGUACCAGUGACCCCUUCCACAGUCAACUAUGGCCCAGUCGUCUUUGUUGCCGCCGCUCUACUUUCGGCUUUCUGGUAUUGGUUCUGGGGCCAUAA
Messenger RNA from Fusarium mangiferae, 1632 nucleotides. RefSeq lists its product as uncharacterized. The transcript is spliced from 4 exons. Gene Ontology annotation, biological process: transmembrane transport. Lineage: Eukaryota; Fungi; Ascomycota; Sordariomycetes; Hypocreales; Nectriaceae. Gene Ontology annotation, molecular function: transmembrane transporter activity. The record is from RefSeq and is a predicted model, not a curated record. Bases 1 to 1632 code for a protein of 543 amino acids. Gene Ontology annotation, cellular component: membrane.